Cololabis saira (Pacific saury) is the source of this 3217-nucleotide messenger RNA. Its product is annotated as protein NLRC3-like. The coding region runs from base 185 to 3004 and encodes 939 amino acids. Gene Ontology annotation, molecular function: protein binding. NCBI's taxonomy places the organism in Eukaryota, Metazoa, Chordata, Actinopteri, Beloniformes, Belonidae. The transcript has 10 exons. The record is from RefSeq and is a predicted model, not a curated record.
AAGUAUUUAGAGUUCAGAUUCCAUGUUGAUGUGGACGGAGCAGCAGAGGAGACCAGGUGAAGACUCGGCUUCACAGAUUCCACCUGGACAGAAAUGUUGACGUCAGGUUAGAGGAGACUCAGCUUCAGAUUCAAAGAUGGUCGGUGUUUCUGGUUCAUGUCUCUGAAUAACUGAAUUCCAGAAGAUGGAUGAUUGUGUGGAGGAAGAGGAGGAGAGACCAGAGUCUCCAGGAUCCAUCUGUCUGUCUAUGAAGAGUGACUGGUCCAAAGAUAAACCUCCAAACUUCAAUAAAGAACCUGGACCCUCAGACACAAAAGGUCGGUACUGCAGUCAGAGACCAGAGUCUCCAGGAUCCAUCUGUCUGUCUAUGAAGAGUGACUGGUCCAAAGAUCAACCUCCAAACUGCGAACCUGGACCCCCAGACACAAAAGGGAGGAAGAGGAGAGGAGUUGGUGUGGAGGAGCAGCCGUCCUGCUGUCCUUUGUGUCAGGACGUCCUGAAGGAUCCAGUCUCUAGCAGCUGUGGACACUGGUUCUGCAGACGCUGCAUGAGCUCAUACUGGGACCAGUCUGCUCCACCAGGACCGUCCUCCUGUCCUCAGUGUGGAGAAAGAUCCAGAGCUGGACUGCAGACAGCCAGUCAGAGCAGAACUGUACCAGCAGAUGCUGGUCUGCAGGAGGUCCGAGAUGAACACAAGACCAGUCUGAGGAGGAGAUGUGAACAUGUGACUGAAGGAAUUGAUGAAACAGGAAGUAGAACCUCCCUCAACAGGAUCUACACGGAGCUCUUCAUCACAGAGGGACUGAGUGAAGAGGUCGAUACCCAACAUGAGGUGAGGCAGCUGGAGACAGCUUCCAGGAUGAAGAGACACCAUGAUGCUCCAAUCAGGUGCCAGGACAUCUUUAAAGCCUUACCUGACCAACGUGGAGCCAUCAGAGUGGUUCUGACCAACGGCGUCGCUGGCGCUGGGAAAACCUUCUCGGUUCAGAAGUUCUCUCUGGACUGGGCCGAGGGCUCGGAGAACCAAGACGUCACCGUGGUGAUUCUGCUCUCGUUCAGGGAGCUGCACCUGAUCGGAGAUGAGCAGCUCAGUCUUCUCAGGCUGAUCCAGGAUUUCCAUCCAUCCUUACAGAAGCUCACAGCAGAGCAGCUGGCUGCCGGGAAACCGUUGUUCAUCUUUGACGGCCUGGAUGAAAGCAGACGUUCUCUGGACUUCAACAAUGGUCCGGUCGUGUCUGACGUCACACAGAGCUCAUCGGUCAACGUGCUGCUGACGAACCUCAUCCAGGGGAACCUGCUUCCCUCAGCUCUCAUCUGGAUCACUUCCAGACCUGCAGCAGCCAAUCAGAUCCCUCACAAACACGUGGACAGGGUGACAGAAGUACGAGGCUUCACCGACGGCCAGAAGGAGGAAUACUUCAGGAGGAGGUUCAGGGAUGAAGAGCGGUCCAGCAGCAUCGUCUCCCACAUGAAGACAUCCAGAACCCUCCACAUCAUGUGUCAACUCCCGGUCUUCUGCUGGAUCACUGCUACAGUUCUGGACCACAUGUUGACCACAGAGCAGAGAGGAGAGCUGCCCAAGACCCUGACUGACAUGUUCUCCCACUUCCUGCUGGUCCAGACGAAGAGGAAGAAGAACAAGUACCAGGAGGGACAUGAGACGAGUCCACAGGAGCUGACGGAGGCUGACAGGGACCUUCUUCUGAAGCUGGGGAGGCUGGCGUUUGAGCAUCUGGAGAAAGGAAACAUCAUGUUCUACCAAGAAGACCUGGAGCAGUGUGGUCUUGAUGUCCCAGAGGCCUCGGUGUACUCAGGAGUUUGUACCCAGAUCUUCAGGAGAGAGUGUGAGAUCUUCCAGAAACCCGUCUACUGCUUUGUUCAUCUGAGCAUUCAGGAGUUCCUGGCUGCAGUCUACGUGCUGCACUGUUGGUCCACCAGGAACACAGAUGUGCUGGAGAACUUCCUGGGAGAAGACUACAGAUACUCAUCUCUGGAUGAGUUCCUGAAGAGAGUCAUGCAGAAAUCCCUGAAGAGUAAAAAUGGCCACCUGGACCUGUUUGUCCGCUUCCUUCAUGGUCUUUCUGUGGAGUCCAACCAGAGACUAUUAAGAGGUCUGCUGAACCAGAAAGAGAACCGUCCAGAAACCAUCCAGACAGUCAUCAACAAUCUGAAGGAGAUGAACACCAACAGAAUCUCUCCUGACAGAAGCAUCAACAUGUUCCAGUGUCUGGUGGAGAUGAACGACCUCUCAGUUCAUCAGCAGAUCCAAGAGUUCCUGAAGUCAGAGAACAGAUCAGAGCAGGAACUCGAUGGGAUCCAGUGUUCAGCUCUGGCCUACAUGCUGCAGAUGUCGGAGGAGGUUCUGGAUGAGUUGGACCUGGACAAGUACAACACAACACCAAGGGGUCGACGGAGACUGAUUCCAGCUGUGAGGAACUGCACAAAGGCUCGAUUUGUUGGUUGUGAACUCUCAGAGACUCACUGUGAAGUUGUUGCGUCCGCUCUGAAGUCCAACCCCUCCCAUCUGACAGAACUGGACCUGAGUCGGAACAAGAACCUGCAGGAUUCAGGAGUGAAGGUUCUGUCUGGUGGACUGGAGAGUCCAAACUGUAGACUGGAGACUCUGAGAUUGCAGGACUGCGGUCUGUCAGAGAUCAGCUGUUCUUCUCUGGUCUCAGCUCUGAAGUCCAACCCCUCCCAUCUGAAACAUCUGAAACAUCUGGACCUGAGUCUGAACAAGCUGCAGGAUUCAGGAGUGAAACAUCUGUGUGGUUUCCUGGAGAGUCUAGACUGCAGACUGGAGACUCUGAGCUUGCAGUGCUGCGAUCUGUCAGAGAUCAGCUGUUCUUCUCUGGUCUCAGCUCUGAAGUCCAACCCCUCCCAUCUGAAACUUCUGGACCUGAGUAAGAACUACCUGGAUGCUGCAGAUGUGGAGCAGCUGUCCGAUCUGGUGCAGAGUCCAGACAACCAGCUGGAGACUCUCAGGAAAAGGUUCGUUUAUUGACCAACGUGGUGAUGCAGUGUCCAACUCUCACCAGCAGAGGGCGCUACACCAUGUUCGGGGAUAAAUGAAGUCUCGCGAGAUUGCACUGAGAACGAGAAACGCACUUGACUGUGAGGAUGUGUGUGGCGUAACGAGGAUAAGUAAUACUUAUUUCUUGCUGUUUGCAGGUAAGAAUGGAGAGUUAUAAUCGCGUACUUGAUGGGUGAAUGUGUA